Molecule: messenger RNA, 1548 nt
Organism: Fusarium falciforme
Lineage: Eukaryota; Fungi; Ascomycota; Sordariomycetes; Hypocreales; Nectriaceae
Exons: 1
Coding region: 1-1548 (515 amino acids)
Biological process (GO): mannan biosynthetic process
Cellular component (GO): Golgi apparatus
Molecular function (GO): alpha-1,2-mannosyltransferase activity
Source: RefSeq, a predicted model, not a curated record
AUGUUUCCACCACUCGAAGAAAGCAAGAGUGCCGCAUGGGCUAAUGUCCUGGCCUCUCGACGACAUCUCGUCAAAAUAACCGCCCUCCUCAUCGCCACCAUUUUUGCCCUAUCGCUCUGGGUAUUCUCAUCAGAUUUAUCAUACACAUAUCAAAGAAUAACAGCCCCGAAAUUCAAGCCCGAAACGUCUAGCUCCAGCAAUGCGUCAACAAGCACCUAUGACGCAGAAUCGCCACAAUUCACCGGUCCUACCUCUCAAGUAGCCGACUUUUGGAGUCGAUUGUCCAACGAACUUUACAAGGCUCAGCCGAAGGGUGAUCAGAUCGUCUCACCAAGGCCCCUUGAUCCGGAGCAAUUCAGCCCCUAUGGCUCCAAGGCUCAAAUCGACAUUGAUGUCCUCGAGUUGCCUACCGAACAGUUCGAGUCACUAAAGCAGACUCACCACGAUUACGUUCAAAGUCUUCGAUAUCUCGCCCCCGAUUUACCGUUUGUCCGCGACACUCGUGGUGUGGUGAUCACCGCAAGUGGCGCCAACUUUGGUAUCGCAGCCACGGCUGUGCUGAUGCUGCGCCAUGUCGGCUCCAAGCUCCCUGUACAGCUCUUUCUAGACUCGGCCAGCGAGUACGAGCGCAAGCUGUGCAACACUUCACUUGCCUCGUUAGAUGUACAAUGCCUCAACAUGGACGACUUCUUACACGUGCCAAAGUCUGCCAACUACACCACGCCGCAUUUCGAAAAGUUCGAGUUCAAGGCCUUUGCAUUGAUCUUCUCCAGCUUCCAGAAUAUCCUGUUCCUGGACUCCGACGCCUUUCCUAUCCGAAAACCCGAUUAUCUCUUCGACGUGGAACCUUACAAGAGCCAUGGUCUAGUAACAUGGCCAGACUUUUGGCUACCUACGAUAUCGCCUCUCUUUUAUGAGAUUGCAGAGGCACAGAUGCCCAACAGGACUAUGAAGUCACGAGCCUCCGAGUCUGGAAUAAUGCUGUACGACAAGGCUCGACACGCCGACAGCCUGUUGCUAGCGGCCUACUACAACUUUUACGGAAAGUACUACUACCAACUUCACUCACAGGGCGCAUGGGGAUCCGGCGACAAGGAGACGUUCACUCAGGGCGCCGUGGUGCUUGGGAAUCCUUUCUGGCAGGUCAAGCAAAACGCGAUGAUGCUCACCCCAGGAGAAAUCCACUACGGAAGCGGCAUAUGGCAGGCAGAUCCCGAGAUCGACUGGAAGAGCAACCAGAAGAAAUCCGGAAAACGGGAAAUACCCAUCACAACAACCAUGUUCGCCCACCUGAACAGAGUCAAGUUUGACACGAGACGACUCAACAGCUUACUGGACGAGUUGACAUCCGAAACGAAGGAGGGAGAGAAGGAGGAGUGGUCAAGGAUAUGGGGUCCAGACUACAAUUCGGUAGUGAAAAAGGCGGGUUAUGACCUGGAAAAGGUCAUUUGGGAGGAGGCCAUCAAGGCCACUUGUGAACAUUCUCUUUUGGAUGAGUGUGAGAGGAUUCGGAACUAUUACGAUACGGUGUUUGGGCAAGAUGCCUGA